AUGCAGUCCACGUCAGCACCCGGCGGACCACAUUCCGCCAAUCGGGCCACCGGGGGAGCAGCCGCUCCGCCGCCCGCGCUUGGGCCCCCCAUGAGCGCAGGCGGCGGAGAUCAUCCGCACGGCGCCGGCGGGGGGAUGUCCGUGGGCGGCGCAGCGGAAGCGGGGGCGCUUGCGCAGGCGGGAGCGGGUUCGACGGCGGAAGUCGCGGAGCUCUCUAAAGCCGCGGCGCGACGGGUGGUGGACCUGCGGUCCGACACGGUGACCAAACCCACCGGCGCGAUGCGGGAAGCGAUGAAGAACGCUGAGGUGGACGAUGACGUCAUCGGGAUAGAUCCGACGGUGGACAGGCUCCAGAGGCAGGUGGCGCAGAUGAUGGGGAAGGAGGCGGGGCUGUUCGUGCCGUCGGGGACCAUGGGGAACCUCAUCUGCGUGCUCGUGCACUGCGAGGUGCGGGGCAGUGAGGUUAUCUUGGGUGCAGACUCCCACAUCAGUGUAUACGAGCAAGGUGGUGUGGCCACACUGGGGAGCGUGCAUCCACGCACGGUGAUGAACAAGGCAGACGGCACCAUGGACCUCAAGAAGGUGGAGCUGGCUAUCAGAAAAGACGACGAGCAUUACCCGGUUACCAGACUCAUCUGCCUCGAAAACACCCACAACAGGUGCGGAGGGCGUGCCAUAACAGUGGACUAUACAGAGCGGCUAGCGGAGCUGGCAUCGUGGUACGGGCUCAAGUUUCACAUUGACGGAGCGAGAAUAUUCAAUGCCGCUGUGGCCCUCAGAGUGCCAGUGGAUCGCCUAGUCCGCCCGGCACACAGUGUUUCUGUGUGUCUAUCGAAAGGCUUGGGAGCGCCAGCAGGCAGUGUGAUUGUGGGCUCCGUGGAGUUCAUCGCCAAGGCUCGCCGGUUACGGAAAGCACUGGGCGGAAGCAUGAGGCAGGUGGGCGUGCUGGCAGCUGCGGGGCUCGUGGCGCUUCAGGAGUCGGUGCCUCGGCUUAUCCGAGACCACCAACGGGCCAUGCAGCUCGCAGAGGGGUUGGAUACACUGGAUGGACUAGCCGUGGAUGUGAGCACAGUGGACACCAACAUUGUGACAAUGGACGUGAAAGCCGAUUGCCCUAUAGGAGCUGAGGAGCUCUGUAAUGCUCUGCGGCAGGCGGGCGUUCUCACCACGCUGCGCAGCAACAACAAGAUCCGAAUGGUCACACAUUACCAUAUCACAGCAGAAGACAUACGAUACACUCUCGCAUGCACACAG
This is a messenger RNA of Closterium sp. Naga37s-1, 1254 nucleotides long. Lineage: Eukaryota; Viridiplantae; Streptophyta; Zygnematophyceae; Desmidiales; Closteriaceae. The record is from the annotation of a GenBank genome assembly.